Molecule: messenger RNA, 807 nt
Organism: Micromonas pusilla CCMP1545
Lineage: Eukaryota; Viridiplantae; Chlorophyta; Mamiellophyceae; Mamiellales; Mamiellaceae
Exons: 1
Coding region: 1-807 (268 amino acids)
Source: RefSeq, a predicted model, not a curated record
AUGACCAUCGCGGCGCUCGGACGCCAGCUCGCGUCGCCGCGCGUCGUGGCUCGACGUCGGCAGCCGGCGAAAACGACGACGACGACGACGACGAAGACGAAGACGAAGACGCGAUCGUUCGCGGCGACGACGACGCGCGCCUCCUCCUCCUCCUCAUCCUCCUCCUCCGACGCCGCCGCGCGCGCGCCAUUCGCGACGACGUGCGCCUCCGCCGCGCUCGCGACGGCGGCGGCGCUGACGCUCGCGCUGUCCACCCCGGACGCGUCGAUCGCGGGCACGCCCAAGGGCCAGGGCGUCGCGAGCGGCGACGCGUACGGAAGAACCGACGUCGACCGGUGCAGCAGGGAAGCGCUGAAGAAGGCGGCGAACACGCGCGCGGCGUUCUCCGACUUCGCGACGCAGCAGAACGAGGAGCUGUACGUCAACGUCGAGGGGUGCGACUACAGCAACAUGGACCUCUCCGACGAGGUCCUCAGCGGCGUCAAGGCGAGAGGCGCCAACUUCGAGAACUCCAUAUUCGGCGCCGAGUCCUCGCGCGCGGACUUCAGCGACGCCAACUUGCGAGGCGCGGUGAUCAGGAGCGUGAACUUGUACAACACGAUAUUCGCGGGCGCGGACUUGGAGGGCGCGGACCUGUCCGGGUCGCUCGCGCCGGGGGCGUUUUUCGGGAGGGACGAGCAGACGGGGAAAAAGGCCAACCUGAAGGACGUCAACUUCGAGGACACGCUGCUGUCGUCGAGCGACGUGCGGACGAUAUGCGCGAACUCGUCGUUGACGUUCGAGUCGAAGAUGAGCCUGGGGUGCUGA